GUCCGCAGGUCGAGCAGGCCGACGCCGUGGCGAAAUUUCAGAUUGAAUUUUCAGUUCGUGCAGCGAGGUCGAUCGCGUAGAUUGUGGUUGGAAGGCGCGAGCAGGUUUCUCGUGGUGUUGGUUAAAAGGAAUGUUUUGUUGCUCUCCGGCACCGCUCGAAUACCUCGCUAGGAAUUUUUCUCUAAAGGUCAACUAUGUCGACGCUGUAGCGAGUUCAACGGGUGUUUGUCUGCGCUUACGGUAGUGACUCGGAUUCCCUUGUGAAUAAUUCCUCUUUGUCUCUUUGGUCUGCAUGGAGCUUGGAUAGUGACGGGCAUUUCUUGAGGAAGGAAGUACGGAGAGAGGAACAUGAAGGACGAGAACGAUGACUCGUCGAAUCAGUCGGUCCUGAACGCCGGCCUGCUGAUGAUUCCGAGAAGGGCACCAGGAGUAUCCCUGCUGAGGCCCGUCGUCGGCGUGAACCAGCACAAAAGAGCCGGCUCUACCGGCACAACCGGUGACGAGUCCUAUACGACCGACGAAGAGGACGAAAUCGACGAGCCCGAUAUCACUAUCAGGGAUCACGUGACCCGUAAACUGUUCCAUGACCCGAGCGAUUUCGGAUCGUUCUCAGAUAUCGCCACCAUAACGGACAAGGUCCGGCACUUGAGCGUGAUGCACCGGAACAGUUCGGACAGUUCGGUGUACAGCGAAAGGGGAGGUCCGGAAGAUUUUGACGGAGGCAUUUCUUCAUGUUGCGACACCAAAGACAACGACAGCGACAGCAAAAGCGGGGCCAGCAGCCGGGAGGGAUGGGCGGCUGGGUCGAAGGAAGAAGCCUUUGUCAGGCUGCAGGACGAACUGCGGCUGGCCAAUCGCGAGUUGAAAGUGCGCGACCAAGAGCUGACUAGGCUCAGCAGAAUGCGACAGGAUGUCGAAUCUGAACUAGAAGAUCUGACAGCUAGUCUGUUCCAGGAGGCACACAAUAUGGUAAGAGAGGCGAACGAGAAGCAGGCAAGCGCGGAAAAGGCUCUCAAGGAAAGUCAAAUGAAAGUAGAUGUGCUCACAGCCGAAGUUGCAGCUUUGAAAACUCUAGUCUUAACAUCGACGCCUAGCUCUCCAAAUCCUCAUUUACAUCCUCAAAUCGGAAAUUCUAAGGAUGACGCUGCUGGUGUGGCUUUAUUCACGAAAAAACAUCGUCGAUCACCUUCGCACUUCAAUCUCAAAUAUGGCAGGGAAAGCUCUCCACCUGACUCGCCGGUCAAAGAAGUGGUUCAUUUUUCUUGCGAAGUCGAAAGCAAAGAAGGUUUAGAGGUCGAUCCAGUGUUCCAUAAAGCAUUUCUGUUGUGGCGUAAAAACCCAGUUUUGGAAAAAAGUGAUCCAUUUAUUCAACAAUUAUACAGGGAAGACAUCAACUUAUGUCUGUGUUUCAGUAACAUAGAUUUGUCUGAAAAAGUCAGUCACGCUGUUGAAUCUGGAACAAUACUGGUAGAGGCUAUCAGUGACAAAACAAAGGCUAUGUUUCCUAAAAAAUGUGCAUUGCUGGACGUGUCAAGGUUAUGUUUUUAUAGAAUGAAUAUUGGAGAACCAAAUGAUUGGUAUAGCAUAUCUCAAAUAUGUCGAAAUAGGAUAAUUGCUGUCUGUGAUUUUUUAAAUUAUCUGAAAUACAUCCAAAGAGGAUUGGUAAAAAGUUCUGCUCACGAUAUUUACUGGGAGAUUGUGAGACUGCGUAGAAAUAUGGCUCUCGCUAGACUGGGUCUAACAUUCUCAUGAAACAUCAUCAAAGCUAGAGCUGUACGUGCCAAAACUGCAAGCUUCUGUCAUUUAAGUAGAUCUGAUGUAAAAAAAACCAAAGACUAAUAUUAAGUUUCUAAAUUUUUAUCAGUACUUUGUAAAUAUUUCAAUAGUUGCAUAUAAUGAUAAAUAGAUUUAUAUUUUAAGCUGAA
Molecule: messenger RNA, 1925 nt
Organism: Leptinotarsa decemlineata (Colorado potato beetle)
Lineage: Eukaryota; Metazoa; Arthropoda; Insecta; Coleoptera; Chrysomelidae
Product: guanine nucleotide exchange factor for Rab-3A
Biological process (GO): exocytosis
Cellular component (GO): Golgi to plasma membrane transport vesicle
Molecular function (GO): guanyl-nucleotide exchange factor activity
Source: RefSeq, a predicted model, not a curated record